UCUCCCACAUGUACCAACUUGUGCGAGAACUGAUCUGUAUUAUACUCUGGAACACGCUCUAACUUCACGAGGAAGGCUCCCAGAUUAUUACGUCUUAAACUUACUUUUCAUUGCAAGAACUGCGUCGCAUUUUAAAGCAGAAGAACAAGACGCUUAUAUGAAACAGAAUCUGCGUUUAUUUUCUGAGGGGCAUCGUGGUGAAAAUGAAGCUUCACUUGUAUUGGCUUGCAUGGAUCUUGUUUUUACUCGACAACGGUGUGUCUGGUGUUGAUACAGAGGGAGUGUCUGUGAAUAAGGGAGAUUCAGUCACUCUACAAACUAGUGUUGAAACAAACCAACAAGAAGAGAUUAAAUGGUAUUUUAAUGACACUCGCAUUGCACAGAUCAGUGGAGAUCUCAGUUAUAUCUGUACAGAUGUUCAGUGUAAUAAUGACACUGAGAGAUUCAAAGACAGACUGAAGCUGGAUCAUCAGACUGGAUCUCUGACCAUCACAAACAUCACAAACACACACUCUGGACUUUAUGACCUGAAGAUCAUCAGGAGCAGGAUCAGCAGUGACAAGAUCUUCAGUGUUACUCUCAGUGGUGUUUCUGCUGCUGAACAAGAUGAAGUAAAGAAAAAUCAGGGAGAAGUUGUCACUUUAGAUGCUGGUGAAAUAAGAAAACCAGAUGAUUCAAUGAUGUGGUAUUUUAAUGAGAUUCUCAUCACUGAAAUCACUGGAGAUCAGAGUAAGAUCUGUACAGAUGUUCAGUGUAAUGAGAGGUUCAGAGACAGACUGAAGCUGGAUCAACAGACUGGAUCUCUGACCAUCACAAACACCAGAAACACAGACUCUGGAGAAUAUAAACUACUGAUCAACAGCAAAAGCAGCAGCUUCAACAUCAGCAGAGUGAAGAGAUUCAAUGUUUCUGUCACUGAUUCAGGUCUGUCUUCAGGUGCUGUAGCAGGUAUAGUUGUUGUUCUGCUUUUGGUUGCAGUUGUAACUGCUGGUGUGAUUUACUGUCGCCGCAGGAGAUAUGCUCCAGUACAAACGGAUGAGAAUAAUGCUAAUCAUUCGCCGCCUGAUCCAAAAGGCAUUCCUUUGAGGGACACGGGAUGUCCUUAAAUCAGAUUUGACCCAAGACUGCCAAUAAAAUGAUGUAACAUCGGGCUUUCAUUGAAAUGAUGGAAAUGAUUCAAAUGAUGGAGAGAAAUGCAGAAGAUCCCAAAGACAGCUACAAACAACAGAGAUCCAGCAGCAGCAGAGAUCAACGCUAUCAGAAAGACUGAAGGAGAGUCGCAGUGAGACAGUCAUUAAUAUGCAGAAGAUCCCGAUGACAGCAGCUACAAACAACAGAGAUCCAGCACAGAUCAACACUAUCAGAGAGACUGAGACUGGAGGAACUGAAAGAGAGACAGUCAUAUGCACCAGAUUCCGACUGCAAAUAUAAUCAACAAAAAUCCUCCACCACCAGCAGCAGCAGAGAUCAACACUAUCAGAGACACUGAGUCUGGAGGAGCUGAAGCAGAGUAAAAGAGAGAGAGAGUCAUCAAUGCUGGAGUCAAGCAGCAGGUGCUGUGGUUUAUCGACUGAUGAAAAGCUCUUUCUCUCCCAGUUUGUUUGUUGCUGGAGGCCUCUCCAACACCAGGAGUUUUUGUGUAUUCAUUAGUUUUUUUUGUUUUUUUUUUUGUUUCCUGUUUAAUGUUGUUUGCUUAAUUCAUUUAUGUAUUACCUUAAUAAAUAUUUACUUUUGUGUUAAUUCAGUUUGUACACUAUAUUGCCAAAAGUUUUGGGACGCCUGCCUUUACGUGCACAUGAACUUAAUGACAUCCCAUUCUUAAUCUGUAGGGUUUAAUAUGGAGUUGGCCCACCCUUUGCAGCUAUAACAGCCUCAACUCUUCUGGGAAAGCUUUCCACAAGGUUUAGGAGUGUGUUUAUGGGAAUUUUUGAACAUUCUUCUAGAAGCGCAUUGGUCAGGCAGUGAUUUUGGCGUGAAGGCCUGGCUCACAGUCUCCGCUCUAAUUCAUCCCAAAGGUGUUCUAUCAGGUGCAGGCCAGUCAAGUUCCUCCACACUAAACUCGCUCAUCCAUGUCUUUAUGGACCUUGCUUUGUGCACUGCAGCGCAGUCAUGUUGGAACAGGAAAGGGCCAUCCCCAAACUGUUCCCACAAAGUUGGGAGCAUGAAAUUGUCCAAAAUGUCUUGGUAUGCUGAAGCAUUAAGAGUUCCUUUCACUGGAAGUAAGGGGCCAAGCCCAACCCCUGAAAAAAACAACCACACACCAUAAUCCCCCCUCCACCAAACUUUACAUUUGGCACAAUGCAGUCAGGCAAGUACCGUUCUUCUGGCAACCACCAAACCCAGACUCGUCCAUCAGAUUGCCAGACAGAGAAGCGUGAUUCGUCACUCCAGAGAACACGUCUCCACUGCUCUAGAGUCCAGUGGCGGCGUGCUUUACACCACUGCAUCCGACACUUUGCAUUGCUCUUGGCGAUGUAAGGCUUGGAUGCAGCUGCUCGGCCAUGGAAACCCAUUCCAUGAAGCUCUCUACGCACUGUUCUGGAGCUAAUCUGAAGGUCACACGAAGUUUGGAGGUCUGUAGCUAUUGACUCUGCAGAAAGUUGAUGACUUCUGCGCACUGUGUGCCUCAGCAUGCGCUGACCCCACUCUGUGAUUUUUACGUGGCCUACCAUUUCGUGGCUGAGUUGCUGUUGUUCCCAAUUGCUUCCACUUUGUUAUGAUACCACUAACAGUUGACCGUGGAAUAUUUAGUAGUGAGGAAAUUUCCCUGAAUGGACUUAUUGCACAGGUGGCAACCUAUCACGGUACCACACUUGAAUUCACUGAGCUCCUGAGAGCGACCCAUUCUUUCACAAAUGUUUGUAGAAGCAGUCUGCAUGCCUAGGUGCUUGAUUUUAUACACCUGUGGCCAUGGAAGUGAUUGGAACACCUGAAUUCAGUGAUUUGGAGGGGUGUCCCAAUACUUUUGGCAAUAUAGUGUAUGUUGCCUCCCAGUUUAUUACUUCGCCCUGAGUCAGACUGGUUGUAACAGCACUUAAAGCCAACUUUAUUCAUUUUUAAGUGAAGAGUUCAAGGGGUAAAGUAGUUGUAAUGCUUUUCAUUGUCUCCUCUCAUGAGAUACAUGCUUUUUAUAGCCUAGAUGCUUUGGACCAACUGACCAACAACAACCUCUCUAUGUCAUUUACUGGGACCUGCAACAUUUCCCUGAGCUCUCCUUAUAAUAAAUAUGCUAAUUUUAUCAACUAUCCUUAAGUAAAGUCCAAGUAUAUUUUAAAGAUCCCUGUGGUGAAAAUCAAGUUUUCAUUGUUGUUAUGACUAUGAGGUGUUUUAAUAUGCUUUAAGACAAACCAUGUGCAAAUUCAUAAGUCAACACCAUCGCUGAGUAUUUUCUCCUUAAAACUGCAGUGAAAAAAAGACCCACGGUUUGAAAUCGCUGGUGUUUCUUACAUCACAAACUACCUUGUAACCAAUCAUGUCAAUGUACCAGCAUGAUUUAGCAUAUCAUUGACUUUGACUGCAAUGAUAGUCUCAAUGAUUAGUAUCCCAAUAUAUUUUUCUACUGAUAAAUAAUGUGUACAUUUAGCAAUAUAGCUGGUGAAUUGUGCAUAUAUUAUGUAUAUUACAUUAUGAUGACCUGUCUUUCUCCACUGAGGUUAAGGAUAAGGCAGCUGACUCUGAGAUGGUGAACGGGAACAUGGUUUGUGUUACAUUAGCAACACAUUAUUAGCUGUUUGAUAGUAGUCAAACAAAAGGCUAAUCAUAUUAAUUACCAUUAUGUGUCCAACAUUUUAAAGAGUGAUACCAUCAUGCGGCGUUUACCGAGUGGAUCUCUGAGCUGAUGUGAGUGGAGGCGGGGCGAAUUUGCAUAUGCAUGUUUCCACAUAUGAAGCAAGGGUAUUGAGUUACAUUCAGACUAUUUUAAGGCAUUUUUUUUUCACUGGAAGAACGUUUAAAUGUCAUUUUGGUGAUCAAAGAUGAAUUUUAAGGGAUAUUGACUACAGGGGGACUUUAAGUAUACUUUAUGUAAUAUGUAUUCUAAUAUCAGUGUACUAGUAGUUGAACUCACAGGUAUACUGGUAGUUUACUAGUUAAAUACGGUACAUUUUUUAGUUUAUGAAGGUACACUUUAAAGUAUACUCUGUGUUGCAUUCAUAGGAACGUAUGUGUUUUGUAUUGCUUGCCUCUGUGUAUUCUCCGCUUCCCUGUUGCUCUUAGGUUUGGAAGUGUCACCUGACCUGUGUUCCAGCUCGUUAAGAUGUGAGUGAGCACUAUAUAAGAACUAUAUAUGAGUAAGGACAGAAUUAUCAUUUUUGGGUGAACUAUACCUUUAAAACCGCUGUUCAGCAGUAUUUAAAAUAAAAUCCAGUCUGAGGGUUAAGAACAAACAACCAGUGUGAUAGGCUAUACUAACGCGAUAAAACAGGAUGUAAAAAAAAUAUUUUACUAACAGAACAAUCCUUUUUUGCAUAUAGAAAACCACAGGCGCGUUCACGUCACUGUACUCUUUAGGGAGGCAGCUAGUGAUGCGGCUGCGUAGAAUAGAACAAUAUAAAUUCUUUUAUGAAACAAAAAUCUGCAUUCGUUUGUCUGAAGGGGAAAUAUGGAACUUCUCUUUAAUUUGCUUCCAGUUAUCUUUUUAUUCAUCGACAAUGGUGCGUCUGGUGUGGAUACAUAUGAAGUUUCAGUGAAAGAAAGAGAUUCAGUCACUUUUCACACUGGUGUUAAAACAAACCAACAAGAAGUUAUUAAAUGGUAUUUGAAUGACAUUCGCAUCGCUCAGAUCAGUGGAGAUCUCAGUACGAUCUGUACAGAUGUUCGGUGUAAUGAAGGUACUGAGAGAUUCAGAGACAGACUGAAGCUGGAUCAUCAGACUGGAUCUCUGACCAUCACAAACACCAGAAACACAGACUCUGGAGUUUAUGAACUGAGGAGCAUCAGCAGCAGUGACAGCACUGACAAGACCUUCAAUGUUACUGUCACUGGUGUUUCUGCUGCUGAACGGGAUGAAAUGAAAUCCAUAUCAGUGAAGGAGGGAGAAUCUGUCACUUUGGAUCCUGAUGAUGCAAAAACAACAAGCGAUGUGAUUUCAUGGUUUUUUUUAGCUAAAAUCACAGAAGAUCCAAAUAAAAUCUGUUCAGAUGUUCAGUGUAAUCAAAGUAAUGAGAGAUUCAGAGACAGACUGACGGUAAAUCAAAAUGGAUCUCUGACCAUGAUGAACAGCAGAAUCACAGACUCUGGACUUUAUAAACUACAGAUCAACAGCAGCAGGAACAGCUUCAGCAUCAGCAGAAUGAAGAUCUUCAGUGUUUCUGUCAUUGCUGUUCCAGGUUCAGAUCUGUCUCCAGAUGGUGUAGCAGUAAUAAAUGCUGCUGUUAUUUCUGUUCUGCUGGUUGUAGCUGUAACUGUUACUGUGGUUUACUGUCGCCACAGGAUCCAUACAGCAGUACCACAGAAUGAGAAAAAAGAUAACUCGCUUGAUCUGAAAGACAUUCCUUUGAAAGAAGAGGACAUAUCCUUGAAUCAGACUGAGGCCAACAAAACAAUAUAACAUUUUGAUAACAUAACUGAAAGGAAAACUGAAGAGUAUUAGGAAAUGGUGGAGAGAAGAGGAUCAGCUGAAAGUCUCUUCAGAGAAAUUGUCACAAUUCUAAGAUUUCAGUGAUCAGCACCAAUACCAAUCAAAUUACACCUAUUACAAACCAAUUUACAUAUGAAAUCAGAAACUGAUUCAAAUGAUAAAUAAAAAUAUUUAGGGCCAGAUUUACUAACAGCUUGUACCAGUUCGAACCCUCAUUUGAUGUUAAAAAAAUACUUCCAGGAUUUACUAAAGACACAAAGUAAAAAAGAAAUAAAUUGUGCUGAAAAAGCGUGGACACAGUUAUUUUUGCGACUGACCUUAUUGCAUAUGCAUUUGUAGGAGUUUCCCUUUCAGAUGCUAAAUUUAUGGGAGAGUAUUUAAAUGAAUCACGCAACACGAUUUAUUAAGGUUUGUGCUCGUCAGUUUACUGGUAUUUGUGCCAUUAUUUAACGCCCAAAAAAAGCAUGUCUUAAAGGAACACUCCACUUUUUUUGAAAAUAGGCUCAUUUUCCAACUCCCCUAGAGUUAAACAGUUGAGUUUUACCGUUUUCGAAUCCAUUCAACCGACCUCCGGGUCUGGCGGUAGACGAUGUAACUACAGAAGAGUCACGUUUUAAAUAGGAAAAAUAUUGAAACUCUUUGGUCAUUUUUAAGUGAGAUGCUAACGGUCUAAUCAGAUUCAAUGAACUAUGCUAAGCUAUGCUAAAAGUGGUACCGCCAGACCCGGAGAUCAGCUGAAUGGAUUCGAAAACGGUAAAACUCAACUGUUUAACUUUAUGGGAGUUGGAAAAUGAGCAAAAAAAGUGGAGUGUUCCUUUAAAGCAGAAGCUAAUUUGUGCUGCUCUCGGUAGAUUGUGUUGGUCAUUAUGAAAAUGAUCCGGCUGCUUUUUUCCCCCUUCGUGCAUUGUCUGUAAAUCACCCACAGAACUUUACACUCCCAUCCACAGCGCUUUUAUGGGAUUACACCGCUCUCAUGGUCAUUUUCCCUGUUGGUCCUUAGUCUUAAACAGUAUAUGAGCACUAAAGUAAGAAACAAAACAACAUGUUACCAGCAGUAGAUCAGCGAGUGCUUGAUGUCUUUGAGUGUGUAGAGGUUUAUUAAAGCUGCUGAUCCAGACUCCUCUUAUAACUGAUAGAACUGACUGCUUUUCCACAAUUACCUCAACAAAACGGGCAUCAUGACCAAGACUUUACUCCUCAACACAAGGACAGUCUGCUCUACUGAUACUGUAGGUAUUUUUACUGGUAUUGUUGCUGUUAUCAAUAUGUUUCUAAUGUUUAUAGUUUAAACACUAACCCUUAGUCAUCAACCUUCAUCAGAAAACACUUUCCACCAGCCAUUCUGGAACCAAAAGCAGCCUUAAUAAAACACUUUGCUGAGUGUAUUUUUUAUGCAUGUAACUGGACGCAUAUGUGAUACAGGCUGUGUUACUCUGGCGUCAAACUUGAAAAAUAAUUGAUAAAGGAAUGUUACAGCAAAUUUAAUUAAAUUUUAUUAAGUCUUCAUACAUUUGUUAAAUAUAUCUUUAUAUUCAAAGAUGAAAUGUGCAAAAAUGAGUCACAGUGAAAUCGAAACGUUCUGUUUUCUUUCCUGAAGUUGUGAGGGAAUCAUCUUUGUGUUGGUUGAAUAUUAUCACUGUUUGAUGGAGACGAUUGCCUUCACUUAAAUACUCUGCUCAGCCAUUCUAGCCUUCGGCUUGUUCCUUGUUCCAAUCUUUGGAUCUGUAUUUCAUCUGGUGCUCAUUGUAAAUAUGUAAAUGGCCUUAAUAGAGAUGUGUCAUGGAAGUUUAUUUAUGUCAGGUAAAAGUUAGUUAUUUCAGUGUCAGUGCUAAAAGCCUGUAGUAAAGAUUUUUUACCAAAAAACAAUAAGUGGACAUGAAUGUAAUACUUUUCCUAACGUACAACAAAUGUUGUUUCUUUUUUAGAGUUUUUUUUUUUUUUAUACAUUUUUCUUUUCUGUAUUCCAAAGCUUUACAUCAGCUGAGAGAAAAAGUGCCUUGAACUAAAACCCACAUCAACACCAUCUGCCUUUCAGAAAAACAAGGAAAUGAACUUGAGAAAUCUUUGCAUGUUUAUAUGAUAAAUAUUAUUUUAAAAAAUAACGGCUGGAAUCUCUGUCCCUCUAAAAUAUUUUGUGUGUGUCAGAAAUAAUUAAGCUAAUAUUGAAUCACUAAUAUUGAACAUAAAUGGUUCCAACACUGAUGCACUACUUUCAUUAGCAACUAUAUUAUGGUUUUAUGUCCUUUGACAUGUUAUGUGAUGAUCGUUGGGCAGCUGUGUUUGUUUAUGCUGUCUGUGCGGUCUCCAUCUCUAUUGUUUUAUGCUGCUCUGACAGGUGCUGAUUACAUACACCUGCAUGCCAUUGUUAUCAACUAGCACUUCAUCCAUUUACUCCUGCAGGAAACCCAGCAAUAUAAGCAGCGAAAAAAGCAUGACAAGCAGAGACCUGCUGUAAUUACUGGACAUGGAUGCUUGCCUUUUACUAAUGUUUCUAUAAGCAUUUGAAAUAUUGUAUCAGUCUAAAUAAGAAGGUGCUAUUGUGUGGUAAAAAAAAAAAAAUCACUUUCCAUCUGAGUGAAAAAUUUAAAUGCUUAAAUUUGAACCCACAUAAAACACUUUCAUGUGACAAGUGCUAUUAAAUCAGAUUUGAUUCUCUCA
This is a messenger RNA of Ctenopharyngodon idella (grass carp), 8236 nucleotides long. RefSeq names its product carcinoembryonic antigen-related cell adhesion molecule 1-like. The coding region runs from base 204 to 1106 and encodes 300 amino acids. Lineage: Eukaryota; Metazoa; Chordata; Actinopteri; Cypriniformes; Xenocyprididae. The transcript has 14 exons. The record is from RefSeq and is a predicted model, not a curated record.